AUGCAACACAUCCAGGUCUUAGCCCGGUUGGCCAAUGCUGGCUGCAUUUGUGCUGGCAUCGCAGGACAAAAGAACCGCAGAGAGCGAGUCGAUGGUGCAGUCCACGGCCAAACCUUGGCGCUGGAGGCGGACAUGUGUCGCCGCUCCGUGCGUGCACGAAGUGAGGGCACGCAGGGCACGCAGGGCGGGAUGUGGAUGCCGGGGCCCAGCUUGGUGUUGGCCUUAGCGCAAGCGCGGUGGCACUGCUGUGCAGCUGCUUUGGGUGAUGGUCAGCUGCUGGUGGCGUGGAGCCUUGGAGCCCCUUACUGGAUCGUUGGAGGCUUUGACGAGUCUGGAUUGCCACUGGACACCACUGAGGUGGUGGACUUUGUGACUGGCUCGGUGGAACCUGGCCCCAAACUGUCCAUUCCCAGGGCAGGAUCCGCAGCGGUGACCCUGCCGCUUCCCUUGGAUGAGGAAAGCGCGGAAAGCGCGGGCAUGCCAUGGAUUAUGGUGCUGGGUGGCUAUGGGGCAGAUGCGGGUGCCACCACAGAAGUUUUGGACCUGGAGGCCAUGAAGUCGCAUCCAGGGCCAACGUUGCUGACGCGAAGAGCUUGCUGUGUGGCUUCUAUGUACGGGGAGGAUGAAGUCAUGGUGGCUGGUUUGAUGAGUCGGCCCGGCUGGGUUAGCGUGAGCAGCACUGAAUUCAUCAACCUCUUCAAACUGAAGCACACAGCGGUGGCAGCAAUGGCGAAGGAUGCGAAGGAUGAAGCGAAACCAAUCAAGGUCAUGGCCUACAUGAAACUAUUGCUGAAGACCAUUGUGGUGACCUAUCCUUUUGCCCUGGUGGUGUUAGAACUGCCCGACAUCGAUCCUUUUUCGUUUCAGUCGUGCAAUCGCAGAGCUUGCACUUUCAUGCAGAUUUUUGGCAAAGGUGUGGCCCCACCCAACGAAAAUUGUGCCAAAGUGGGUUUGGCCAAGGCGUAUCACGUGAUUGUGAACGGGAGAUUGAGUGGGGCAUGUGAUGAUGAGUUCUUUCUUCAUCCAACUUGUCCCUCUUACUCUCAGCAGCAGAUGGCCGAGACCUGUGAGAGGAUGGAGGUGAAAAACACCAUUGUGAAUCCGAUGCGAGAGUCUUGGUUGAAAUACGCAUACGCCUGUGCCAUAGCAGGUUGGGCAUUGUUCAGCGUCCUCCAUGACUUUUGCCUCAUGCGAGGGAUGAAGGAAUUUCUGACCUUGCGACUUGGUUUCGCUUCCACAUUCUUCCUGCUUUUGGCAGUGAUCAUCGCAUUUUUUUGGAACUUGGGAGUGUUGAAAGUCUUUGCUGCAGAAGUCAUUUCUGGCGUCUGUGCUUGUUACUACGUCUUGCCGGAGUUGCAGGCCAUCCUGGCCAUCCUAACUCCUUGCCUACUGUACUUACAGAGCAUCAAGAGAUUGCAACAGCUCAACCGAUCCAUCCUGGUGGGAGAUCAUUUAUUUUUUCAAUCCUACGAUGUUCCCUUUGCUUUGGCCAAAGAAUCUCAAGCCAUCGAUGUGGGAAGCUUUGUGAUUGCCACAGCCCAUGGCUUUCAUCCAAUGGAGAUCCAGAAAAACCGGCUUUCUUUGUCGCAGAUCCGCUGGUUAUGUCUGCUGCAACGGGUCAUGAUCUUCACCUUCUUGGUGCCCCUGUCGUUCAGCAUAGCCAUUGCCACUGGACCAGCAGCUGUUCGUCUCCUGCAGUUUGCCAGCACGGAACAGCUGCCACAGCACAUGGAGAUCAUGAUGCUGUUGGGACUAUGUGCUUUUCCCUGCUUCUUGUUCCUCAAUCUGCGGAGUUUAUCUCCUUGUGAUUUGCAGGGCGGUCUGCACUUGGACCUGGAAACUUGGGAGAGGAAACGUCCAUACUCCACGCUGUUUGGACGAUUCGCAUUUCUCGCCACAGUGGUGGUGGGCUUGGGCUGGGCCACCUGCGUUUUAGGCUAUGAACUGCUGGCUGAAGAGGCCCCAAUCUCAUCAUCACAUGCUCUGUUGGUGUCUGAAGCAGGGGUGGUAUACUUUGUCCUUGGCCUGCAAGUACAUGUUUGGGUGGUGGAAUUGCGGCCCACCUAUCAGGCUGUCUUGAUGAAGGCGCGGAAGGCGUACCCUCCCUCCAUGUACAUCAGCAUGGCCCUGAGCCAUCCAGAGUACAACUUGGAUGCAGAGUGCAGAUUGGCAGAGGAAUUUCUGCAAGACGAUCCGGGCUCAAAAUUGAACGAUGAGCUCAAUUGGCAGAUGUGGCAAGGCCGACUGGAGGAACUGCAGGAAACUCCAUCCUUCAGUGAGCGUAGCCCCCGGCGGAAUGGAGCGAAGCCGGCGACGUCCGGUCGGGACUUCCCCGAUUUGGGGCUGAAAGUUCCACGGGUUUUGCUUCCGAAAAAAGGCCUCGAUUUGACGAAGUGGUGUGUCAUCGCUUGUGAUCAAUACACCUCUCAGCCUGAAUACUGGAAAUCCGUCAAGGACAUUGUGAAGGAUGCGCCAUCCACUUUGAAUCUCAUCUUUCCGGAAGUCUACCUGGGUGAUGAAAAAUGGAACCAGGAAGUCAUUCAAAAAAUCAAGGAAAAGAUGUGUGAAUAUGAUCGGGACGGAAUUCUGGAAGCCCAAGACCCCGGCUUUGUCUUGCUGGACCGCCAGACACCACAUGUUGCCAGCCGCAAGGGAUUGCUGGUGGCCCUGGACCUGGAGCUGUACUGUUUCGACCGAAACUCACAGAGUCUGAUCCGCCCCACGGAGAAGACGAUCCCGGAGCGUCUUCCGCCGCGGAUCGCCAUCCGAGAGAAGUCCCCGCUGGAGCUGCCGCAUAUCUUGGUGCUGAUUGACGACCCAUCCAAGACUGUCAUUGAGCCGCUGGCGGCGCGUUCCGCGUCAUUUCCCAAGCUCUACGACUUUGAUUUGAUGAAGAGCAGUGGGCAUUUGACAGGUUGGCAUGUUGCAGAGAGCGCUGCCAUUGAGGGUGUGGCUGCGGCAUUACGCACUCUCGCUUGCCCCGAGACCUUCCGAAGGAGAUACGGUGCUCGGGAAGAUCAAGAGGUCAUCCUUUAUCCCGUGGGGGAUGGCAACCACUCCCUAGCCACUGCUAAGCAAUGCUGGGAGUCCUUAAAGAAACAGGGAGCCGAUCCGGCCACCCAUCCGGCGCGUUAUGCACUCGUGGAGCUGGUGAAUAUCCAUGAUCCCGGGAUGACGUUCGAACCUAUCCACCGGUUGCUGUUCAAUGUGGAUGUCAAGAAGGCGCUGGAUGAUUUCGCGUCUGCCAUGAAGGAACGUAACUGGAGUGUUGAACUGAGACCGGGUCAUCACCUACACAGCUGCACCAAUGGCAACAAGGAACCUGGAAUUCAUGCCAUUGAAUUCCGGAGCAAGAACUUCAGUGGCAUCUUGGCUGUGAAGAGUGACUUGGUCCUGGAGGUUGCGACUUUGACUGCUUGGCUGGACCCUUACCUGGCAGCGCAUUCUGAGAUCUCUGUGGAUUAUGUGCAUGGUGAGGAGGUCAUUGCAGAAAAAACCCAAGAGGAUUCGACCUUAGCAUUUCUCUUUCCCAUCAUGAACAAGAAUGACCUGGUGAAAACCGUGGUGAGAGAAGGCGUGCUUCCUCGCAAGACCUUCUCUAUGGGAGCCGCGGAUGAGAAGCGUUUCUACUUCGAGUCUUGCCGCAUCGUGCCAGAGUAG
Molecule: messenger RNA, 3660 nt
Organism: Cladocopium goreaui
Lineage: Eukaryota; Dinophyceae; Suessiales; Symbiodiniaceae
Source: the annotation of a GenBank genome assembly